UUUAGUUGUUGGACGGCGUCGUGUUGGUUUACUAAAAGUGUCUGGUUGUUAAAAAUUUGGCCAAUUUUUUGCCACAAAGAAAAUAUCUAUACUAUAUAGAUAACUGUAUACAUAAAAAAUAAAAAUAAAAUAAUAAUAACAAAAUGAAAUGCUGGAGUCGUUCCACACUUGGUGUCAUUAUUGGCAUCCUAAAUAUUUUGCUGUAUAUAUGCGUUGCCGUUAUAAUGAUCGCAAUGCUCCAAACUUUACAAACACACUUCGAUGAUAUGGAACGUUCUAAUACUACUCCCGAGCAAAAAGAGAAAUUGGAUGAACUAGGCACUGUCUUAAUGAGCACCGUAUUGGCCGCAUGUUUAGUUAUGGUCGUUAUAAGUGGUGUCCUUAUAAUGGGCAUUGUACAGAGACGUCACAAGUUGAUGGUGCCUUGGCUGGUUCUUAGUGGUAUUGGCUUUGUCUGUGACUGUGGACGAGUAAUAUUAAUCGUAAUAUUAGGUUUUGUAAAGGGCCAUGCAUUUUCGACAGUACUCGUUUCAUUCGUAUCCGGUGUCUUGGGAGUUGGCAUUGAAGCUCUAAUUUUAUGGCCCAUUUAUACUUUGUGGAGAGAUAUUCGUCGCAAGAAUGAGGAAAAGCCUGGACAGAUUAUUGGAGGGGUUCAAUAUGAAACCGCUCCGGCUUAUGACCCACCACAGUACGAUUAUUACACCUCUAUACCACAAAAAUCUUAAAAAAAUUGUUGCAUUUCAAUAAUAAAAUUUUUGUAUAUAUUCAAAAUAUACCCAAAUAUUUAAAAAAAAAAUUUAUUUUUCUAAAAAAAGAAGAAAAAUAUUUAAUGUUUUCUGUAUGUAUGUGUUUUCAAAUAAUCGAAAUAAAAUAUCUAAUGAAAUAUAAUGAAUUAUAAAGUCAAA
Messenger RNA from Calliphora vicina (urban bluebottle blowfly), 905 nucleotides. RefSeq lists its product as uncharacterized. Lineage: Eukaryota; Metazoa; Arthropoda; Insecta; Diptera; Calliphoridae. The record is from RefSeq and is a predicted model, not a curated record. The transcript has 4 exons. The coding region runs from base 144 to 725 and encodes 193 amino acids.